AUGUCGUCGUCGUCGAGUCCCGCUUCCUCCGCUUCUUCUACAUCCGCGGCUCCUCCCGCCUCAUUCUCCGUGCCUGGCCCUCCCGGCGCUGUCCCCAGGCCUCAUGCUAGCUCAGAAAGUUUGAGGAUAUCUAGUGCUGGUGCUGGCUCUGAUAAACGGUCGGAACGGCGACGGUCAACUCUCUCCGGGUCAGACCGGAAGAGAAGGCUGGUCAAUUUCGAGGGGGAUGGGUGGCCGCAUCGCGCAGGGUCCCAUGGGAUGAUGGAAGCAGGAUCGAGUAGCCGAAUAGCAGUGGAUAGCAGGUCUAUCCAGGGGGCAUCAUCCCACGCAGUAGCGACCCCUGCAGUUCCUGGUUCCUCGUUCGCCACGCCUAUCGACCUAUCCUCUUCGCCGCCGCAGCCGUUAUCUGAAAGACCGGACAAUACGCACCGAACUUCCUGGUCGCAGGGCGCCAAUGGAUAUAUGGAGUAUAUACGGCCGCGAUGGCAACCUGAUUCGGAGGUUACGAACUGCCCUAUAUGCGGAACACCGUUCAGUUUCUGGUACAGGAAGCAUCACUGUCGGAAGUGUGGACGGGUUGUUUGUGCGUCUUGUUCUCCUCAUCGAAUCACGAUACCGAGGCAGUUUAUCGUCCGCCCUCCGGAGCCGAAUCGCUCGCCUGCAUCGACUUUGAUCCCCGCGCGGGCAGCACAGGUCAUCAAUCUGGAUGGGGACGAUACAGCGCCACCACCGGCCGCGAUCAACCCAGCUCUCGGCGGUGGCGAGGAGGUACGACUCUGCAACCCGUGUGUGCCAGACCCGAAUCCGGAACCGCUUCGGGGGUACACUGCGGUGCGAGGAGGUGGCGAGCAAGGGACGAACUGGGGCAGGGGUCCACCGACCCAAGCUCGACACCGGUCUUAUCACUCCAUGUCGACAUCUACGAGACAGUUUCCUUAUGAUGCAUUUACGGAGUCUUCUUCACGAUUGAAUCGGCGGUCGAUAAGCUCGAAUGAUUACACAAGCUUGGGCAGUGCUCUAGGCGGCGUGUUUGGUUCCAGCCUACAAGAGAGACCUACGCGAUAUGGAUCAUUGUCCAGUUCGCAGUAUUCUAACCGACAUAGUUCAUCGGCGCGUCCUUACCUAGGCUACUUUCCGUCACACCGCCCUCUACCCCCUCUGGCACCUGAAGGGACUAGUGUGUCUACCGGGGGAUUCUUCAGUACAACUAGUGAUGAGCAGGAAUUCCACCGGCGCGUCUCCCGUCCAUCCCGUCGUCAUGUGGACGAGAGCGAUAUUUGUCCCAUAUGUAACGACGAACUGCCACCGCUGGGCGAGAAUGGUAACGAGGAUGCCCGGGAAGCACAUAUUCGUGAUUGCAUUGAGGGCCAUGGCCACGGCGCGCGGUCAGCGUCUCGAGGCGGCAGUCCAGUAGGCGCGUCUCCUGUCCCGGUGCGCAUGCUUGCAUUUACUGCUACGGAGAAGGAUUGUCUGGGACAGGACGGCGCCGUGCAAGAAUGCACGAUCUGUAUGGAAGACUACGAGGUCGGCCAGCCGCUGAGUCGGCACUUGCUUGCACUCGCAGCCCCGCAAGCAAUGGACAUCGAUCCGCGUCUACGUGUCGGCCGUGAUAAGAACGGCCCGGAAGGAGCGCAGACCGGCCACUCAUACGUUCCAUCUACUGCGUCAAGACAAGUAGAGAGCACUGCUACCACCGCUCCCUCGACGACGCAUCCCGCCGGCGACUACCCCGACCCGCCGUCGUCCCACUUUUCCCCGAGCGAACAGGUACACUCCGCGUCCUCCGCCUCAGGUAGCCACAGCCACUACGCUGCAUCGAAUACGCAAUCGACCUCGCCUCAUGGGUAUUACCCCAGCGGGCCGGUGCCCGGAACCGAGUCGACGGAUCCCAAUGAUCCGUACGGGGAUCCGAAGCGGCCGCGCGCUUGCGAGGCAUGCAGACAGCUCAAAGUCCGAUGCGAGCCGGACCCGAGCAAUCCGAACGGAUCGUGCAAACGGUGUGCCAAAGCCGGGAGGACGUGUGUCGUGACGGCACCGACUCGCAAGCGCCAGAAGAAGACGGACAGUCGGGUUGCGGAGCUGGAGAGGAAAAUCGAUGCGUUGACGGCGAGUCUGCAGGCGUCGCAGGGCCACGAGCUGCUACUGCAGACGAGGCCUACGGGUGAACCGCGGGAGGAACAUCAGGGGAGACGGUGGCUUGGAGGCGGACAGACUGCGCCGAAUGGGCCGACGUAUCUGAGUCCUCCUGUAGAUCUGGCGGGCAGCAAACGGCAUUCCAGUGGGGAGGUCAAGGACUCGAGGGAUCCCGGGCCUACAGCAGUGUACCCUCGCGUGUCUAGCCCCCUCAAGGAGCAAACGAGGGAGAACGCGCCCUCGAGACAAUGGCGUGGUCCGUGGUCGAGCUCUGAGUCUGGAAGCAGACCGGACGCAGGGACUUCUGAGUUUGUCGAUGUGAUCGACCGAGGACUCGUCAGCCUCCCGGUAGCUUUGGAGGCUUUCAAUAGAUUCGUGACUCACAUGGGGCCACAAAUGCCAUUUGUGGUUUUCCCUCCCGGCACGACGAUGAGCGAUGUUCGAAAGUCCAAGCCGGUGCUCCUUCACGCUAUUAUCGCUGUCUCUGUCGGCGCUAUACAGCCCGAUGCUCAUCUUGCGCUGCUGGAAGAUUUCUACAAGACUAUCGCAGAGCGAAUAGUGGUCAAGGGUGAAAAGUCCCUUGAGCUGGUGCAGGCUUUGGUAGUCUCCUGCCACUGGUACACUCCACCUGAUCAAUUUGAGCAGCUCAAAUUCUACCAAUUGACUCACAUGGCCGUUACUGUGGCGAUGGAUCUGGGGAUGAAUAGGAGAUUGUUGACUCGAAACAAGCCUUUGCCUAUGUUCAAGGAAAUGGCUAUGAAGAAGCCGCCUUCAAUGAACCCUGAUUCUCCUGAGACGCGACGGACGUGGCUUGCUUGUUAUUUCAUGGCUGUCCAAGUGGCUGUAUCCUUAAGGCGUGUCCUGCUUGUCCGAUGGCAGCCAUAUAUGGACGAAUGCGUGGCGAUUCUGGAAAAGUCUCCUGACGCCUUGCCUUCAGAUAAAGCAGUGAUACAGUGGGCGAAACUUGCGCGCAUGACUGAGGAUAUCAACUUUCAGUUGUCCUCCGAUGAUGCCGUCUCGAAUGUGCCCUUCACAGAUCCGAAGGUUCAAUACACGGUGAAGGUGUUUGAAAAGCAACUGGAACAGUGGAAGAGGGAGACUCCACCAGAAAUUUAUAAUCCUAUCAUGAAACAGUCAGAGUACAUUGUGAAUCUCUACAUCUAUGAAAACUCCAUGUUGAUGGAGACCGGUGACGACCGGAAGAAAACAGGGGAAGAUUAUACCAACGCAGCUCAUAUGCAUGCGCUCAGCGUCUGUUUGACGUCCAUUCAUCAAGUGCUGGACACCAUUUGUUCCGUCGAUAUCAAGGACCUGAUCUCCUUGCCGACUGUCUGCCUGGCAAGAGCAUCAUUUGCUGCAGUCUCCCUCAUCAAGCUAUAUUCCAUUGUCUCAUCUCCCGGGAGCCAAAUUGGACAGGUCAUCGAUCCCUCCAGUCUCAAGGUUGAAUACUACCUCAACGAAGUGAUUGACCACUACGCCGCAGCAGGAGAGCUUCCUGGCGGCCGAACACCGGGCAAAUUCUCUGUCGUCCUUGCCAUGCUUCGAAGUUGGUUUGUCAAGCGCAAAGACCACAAUCGAGCACUGAGAGAAGCAUUUGGGGCAGGUCCAGUCGCUUGUACCCCGGUGGAUUUCUCAGAGGCCCAGGAAGGAGACAAACCCCAGUCGGGUCAAACCCCCCUGCAACUCCUCAGCGAAGUCGCCAUGAAAGACCCCAACAGCCGCUCCGCUACAAACCACCACCGUCCAAGCUACGCCUCCCAAUCCUCAGCAGAACCUAUCAGCCAGACACCAACCUCCGAUUUGACCGCCCAAACCGUUCCGUCUAGUACCACUACCGACUCAGACCCUUGGACCCAGUACCCAUCCGUCCCCCUUUCAUCCGCAACAACCCAAGCCCAACAGCAAGCCCAAACGCGCCAGUUCUACUCGCCUUUCAACUCGAAUUACCAGGAUAUGUCGUCUUACCCUGACGGGGGCAAUAUGAUGAUGCCUCCGAUGAACCAGGGAUUCUUCGUACCCGAGUUAGGGAUGCAGGUUGGGUUCGACUCGGGGAAUAUAUUCGCGCUGGAGCACUUGCUGACCGAUGGGCUGUUGAACCUUCCAUUACCGACUGAUGGGGGAAUGGGGUAUUAUUGA
Messenger RNA from Aspergillus thermomutatus, 4269 nucleotides. Its product is annotated as putative C6 transcription factor (War1). The record is from RefSeq and is a predicted model, not a curated record. The coding region runs from base 1 to 4269 and encodes 1422 amino acids. The transcript has 6 exons. Lineage: Eukaryota; Fungi; Ascomycota; Eurotiomycetes; Eurotiales; Aspergillaceae. Gene Ontology annotation, cellular component: nucleus. Gene Ontology annotation, biological process: DNA-templated transcription; regulation of DNA-templated transcription. Gene Ontology annotation, molecular function: zinc ion binding; DNA-binding transcription factor activity, RNA polymerase II-specific; transcription cis-regulatory region binding.